AUGUCGACCCUAAUCCACAAGCGGAAACGCGCCAGAAAAGCUUGUAUCCCAUGCCAUCAGCGCAAGCGAAAAUGUGACACGUCGUAUCCCUGUGGCUUGUGUACGACUUACGGAUAUAAUUGCAGAUACGCUGAGGAUGACAGCCCUAAUACUACGGGUGGUGGCGCAGCCAAGCGCGUCAUUCUCGAUAGUGAAAAUCACCCUACGACGCGCAGUUCAGGGAACGAGCCUCACAUGGGGCAUAUCGCCCGUGAUGGGGAUGCCUUAUUAACAAAUAAUCCCGCCGUCGUGGCUGGUGACUCUCCAGGCAUCUUUGAUGAGCAGAAAUUCAGACAUUCCGGGGCAUCGGCAGCCAUGGCAUUCCCACACAUAUUGGGUAAGGCUCUUGGUUCCAACGAUCCUCCAAGAAUGCGGUCCUUUGCCUACAACUUUGGCAUUCGUCCUGAAGAGGCAUCCAGCUCCCAUUGCUUUCUGGGGGAUCUCAUCUCAGAAGAAGACCUUGCCUCCUUCUCAGAAGUUUACUUUUCAUUGUUGGGUCCCAUCGGCGAUGUGAUAGACCCAAGAAUCUAUGCCCAACGAUGUCGGGAAUAUUACCGAAGCUGUGGUAGCAACGCGAUUGCCUUUGCCGCUAUGGCUGCUGGUGUGGCUGCGCUCGGAUCGUUCUUAUCCCCAAGCAGACACCCGCGGGAAUCUGAUCUGGUACAGUACGCCAAAGCUAUUCUCGAUGAUCCGGCUUCUAUGCGAUUGCAUGGUAUCGACCAUAUUGUCGCCUGGGGCAUGCGAGUGUUAUACCUUAGAGCUACAACCCGCCCUAGCAAUGCCUGGAUUGCUUCGUGUACACAAAUGCACUUAUGUGAAGCAAUAGGGCUGCACGAGGAAGAGAAUAUAAAAAAAAUGGCGUCCAUCGCCGGCGCUGCGGCCCUUGGACAUGAUGCGGAUCGGCUAAGAAGAAUCUUUUGGGUCUCCUGGGCUGGGCACAACAUGCUGUCCUAUGAGUACGAUCGUUCGCCCGUACACUUUCGAGCCGUGACUUGCCAGCCUAUUAUUUCGGUAUUAGGGUCUGUUGCCGACCAAUUCGUCCAAUUAGUACAGCUAAUUCCGUCACCUAACUCUCCUUUCCAACUUGAACGACAGUCUUCAACCCCGAGUGAGGAGUUAUUCCAACGUCUCAAGGUAUUGGCUGGGUUUCAGACCACGCAUCCGUUCCUAGUAGUAACCAAGGCAGAAAUCGCGUUCUGUUUCUAUCGUCGCCUAUACCAGCUCAAAACCUGCAUACCAGAUGAAUAUAUUAAGCUCAUUGUUCAUAGCGGCAAUGCCGCAACAGAAGCAGCGGAGCAGCAAGCUGAACAGGGUCGCUUGUUCUGGAACGUCAUCGGCAGCGUCUUUCAAUACGCCUGCAUCCUGUUAGCCAUCGACACGCCAGCCGCCUCUCUUCACAUUGCAGCUACCUUCAAGGGCUUGGAAAAUGUUGUCAAAGCUGCCGAUACGGUGCUGACGCGCGAGGCAUUGUCGAUGGCGCGGCAUCUACUCAGUCUUAAUAUAGCCAAGAAACGUAAAGAAGUUGCUCAGCUAGAAGCUAUCGAGGGUACUUACCAGUUCUUUCCAACGCACUCGGCAUCUGAGACCAAUAUUUCCAUUCCAGAUGUGGAUUGGGGGAUGGACUGGGACCAGAUCUUUAUUGAGCCAUAUCUAUCGGUCCUUGGUCAGGACUUUAAUUUAUAG
Talaromyces amestolkiae is the source of this 1722-nucleotide messenger RNA. RefSeq lists its product as uncharacterized. The record is from RefSeq and is a predicted model, not a curated record. Gene Ontology annotation, biological process: regulation of DNA-templated transcription; response to xenobiotic stimulus. The coding region runs from base 1 to 1722 and encodes 573 amino acids. Gene Ontology annotation, molecular function: zinc ion binding; DNA-binding transcription factor activity, RNA polymerase II-specific. The transcript has a single exon. Lineage: Eukaryota; Fungi; Ascomycota; Eurotiomycetes; Eurotiales; Trichocomaceae.